Ipomoea triloba (trilobed morning glory) is the source of this 718-nucleotide messenger RNA. Its product is annotated as wall-associated receptor kinase-like 8. The record is from RefSeq and is a predicted model, not a curated record. NCBI's taxonomy places the organism in Eukaryota, Viridiplantae, Streptophyta, Magnoliopsida, Solanales, Convolvulaceae. Gene Ontology annotation, molecular function: polysaccharide binding. The coding region runs from base 2 to 718 and encodes 238 amino acids. The transcript is spliced from 2 exons.
GAUGUACACAAGAAAAGAAAAGAAAAGAAAAGAAAAGAAAAUGAUGUCCCCUAGAAAAGAAAUAGUAGCGGUGGCUAUGGUGAUGAUGAGCUUCACAGUGAUGCUCACUUUGGCAGAUAUAGAUAAUAUGACUGAUGAGGCAUAUCAGUAUAAGCAAGAUGGGAUAUCUAUGGUUCCAAAAGGCUGUCCAAACAAGUGCGGCAACGUUAGCAUCUACUACCCGUUCGGAAUUGGGCACAACAAAGAUUGCUAUCUGAACGAGUGGUUCCUCAUAAAUUGCACCAAAUCCUCAGAUGGCAUGGAGAAGCCGUAUUUGAGCUCCUUUUCCGAUGGCAAUAACAUAAGAGAGAUUCUGGGCAUUUCCUUUGAGAGUCAGGCAAUAAUACUAAAACAAUCCAUCUCUCCCGUCUGCCAAACUACCACCCGGUUCGCGGAUGGAAGCAAUAUCACCAUAAUUCCCGAUACCAAAUUAUCCCAAACCCCAUUCUUUUACUCUUACAAUUACAACAAGUUCAUGCUUUUAGGUUGCGGCAACGCUCUCCUCACUUCGCCUGGCUACGAUAUCCUAGGCGGAUGCACCUCGUUGUGUGGCGAAUUCACGGAACGUCAACAUCUUUGCUACGGCAAAAACUGUUGUCAAAUCCAGCUUAAUGCAUACUACGAUGAUAUAAAAACAUACCAAAAAGCUUUCCGGGCAGCCGCCGGCAAGAAGAGCUAG